AAGUCAGCAUGACAAAUGGAAAAACCGUAGACACAGAAAAAAAGUCAUUCUUUUAUGGUGAAAACAUGAAAAAUUGUUAAAAAUAACACAUUUCUCCUUUCAUAAUGCCACUCACCCCUCUCCAAACUAGCACCAACUAUAUAAUACUUAUCAGUAUGUUCAUCUUCGACUAUUUAGUGGGAAAUGGACUGAUCGAUAUUGUAUUGAAGAUGAUCUGUGACAUUUUAUGUUUCACAAGGAAGGUGAUUGGAGAAGAGGCUAAGAGAGCAGUUCAUGUUAGGAGUGAGAAUCCUAUAAGCUUUCCAGUUUUGGUCAUUGAAAUCCUUGUUUUGACUGUUACAAUAGUGAUACUGAACAAAUAUAAGCACAUUCGUGGAGCAGAUCGAUUGGAUGAGCUGUUCGACGAAAGUAAGGACGCAUUGAGGCAGACGAACGAGUUCCUGGAGAAGUGGAGAAUGAGACGUGUGUCCAAGGAGUUUUCUUAUCUGGACGAAGAGCCGCAAGAGAUCAAGCCCCUCAAAGUGGAAGUACCCAUUCUCCACAUGGCCAUCGUUGAUACUUUGGGAACAGCUCGAAGUUUAGAGCGAGGCGACGCCGGCGAUUCAGCUAAUGUCACCGACUCGGCGAUCCUCUCCGUUACGUCCUUCGAUGAUGACUUCGAAUCAUUACCUGAUCCCACCAGUUUUGACGAUAUCAAAGCUGAGGACUUCAACAAUCGUUACCUUUGGAACGUCAUGGAAGAAGACUACAAUUGUGACAACAAUAUGUGAUUGUAAUUUUGAUAGUGGAUUUUGUAGUCCUCGUCUUGUUAAAUAAAUUUAUCGUUGGCAAUUAA
Molecule: messenger RNA, 835 nt
Organism: Plodia interpunctella (Indianmeal moth)
Lineage: Eukaryota; Metazoa; Arthropoda; Insecta; Lepidoptera; Pyralidae
Exons: 4
Coding region: 105-770 (221 amino acids)
Source: RefSeq, a predicted model, not a curated record